AUGGUCAAAGCUGUCGGUGCCCCGCAAAGACAAUCCUCAGAGGAAGACGCAUUCGACGAGAUCCUUGGAGAGACGAAGGAAGAUGCAAUCACGUCGCGGAAUGUCCUUGACGAUCCACUGCCUUGUGUGAACGGUACAGGAGAGGGUGGGCGGCCAUUUGAACACCCGCGAACGACGCCGGACCGAGUGUUUGGGACCACAGCAGGCAGGAUUACGAGCGACGCAGCGCCAGAGAAGUCAAGACCGCUUGAGAACACAGACCACGAGUUGCCAUUCUUGCAACUUCCGACAGAUCCGGUCAAGCUGAAAGCGCUUCCGACAGGCUUCAGCGACAUGACGGAGCAGGAGCAGCAGGAAGAACUCUGGAUAGUGCACGCAGAAGAGCGUCUUGGCAAGGAGUGGGAGCUGGAAGACCCUGGCAAGCAUGCGCCGUAUAAUCACGACUAUCCGCCUUAUUCGCCCUCCAAGGUGAUUGGAUUGUUACACCGCUGGCGCGACCGUGCAUGGACUGCUCAACAAUGGAGGCUCGCACGGGCUAUCGCCGGUAAUCGUAGCCUGCGGCUUCCGGUGCUGACGGCGCAGGCCUUCCUUCGGCGACACACCCUUUUGGCUCGUCGGCGCGGCGUGGAACUGAAGAUAGAGCGGUACUUGGGCGGGACUAAAGAGUGGAAGGCCCGGCUGGCCGAGCUCGAGAGCCAGACUGGCGUCUCUGAGGCCGACAUCAAACAGUGGCUCUGGAUUCUCUCCCCCGAGAGCGGAGAUGCCAAGAUCCAGAGGUUUCUCAAAAGCAAAUGCCGCAAACCCCUGUUCCUCCUGCAGCUGCUCCUGGCCAAGGACAAGAAAAUUCAUGAGCCGGCCACCUUUCUCGGGCUGCUGAAGUUCAUGAGGGAAAAUUACGUCUUGGCUGACCGCCCGCAGGACGAGCUGAAUCACCCGGCGUACAAAGGGCAGGGACGUGCCGUGACGUGGUGGCAUUAUCUAGUCUUUCUCUACCGGCUCGUGUGGCAUUGCCGGGAGGGGUGGCCUGCGGCCAUGCCCUUGCUCGCUCGUCUGACGGCCGAUUACAUCGGCACGAUGCGCCUGGAUAGUAAAGCACGGGCGUUGACCGGAUACCAGGCUCGGUCACUGGUCUUGAACAAGUCGCUCCGGUACUUUUCCUGGCCAGCACGGGUCCGCCCCAUCGACCAUAUGGAGCAUAAUUGGGCCGCACAGAGACAUCUCCUACGGCUUGCGGCGACCGCCGAGCCGCCUCUUGUCAUGGACCAAAACGGGUACCGAGCUGUCAGGGCGGUCCUGAUCGCCUUGCGUAAAACCAAGGGCGAGGCGAGAAAUGCGGACCGUUCAGCACAGACAUGGCCACCGUACCGGCGCACCUUGGACGGGAUAGACGAGCGCCGGGACCCAGAGGACGACCUCAGUAGGAGUGCCAAGGCUGGCAUUCUCGUCAGAGCGGCGGGCUACAGCGACGACGUCGUCGACCGAGCGCUGAGCGCCCUUGGCGGGUCGACGUUCGGUCAGGCUCCCACAAUACAGACCAGAUCACUCCCUCCCGCGUUCUACUCGGGCAGACUGGCCAGUCAUAAUAUUUUUGCCGAGUGGGCUGCGCAACUGCGGGCGACAAGAAACGCCAGGGAAGCCUGGAUAGUGUUUGAGAACCCGCCCGAACCGGGACUUCGGCCGACGGCGCAAAUCUACGGCGAGAUGUUCGAAAAGCUCUAUGCCCGCCCAGCAUCGGAGUCACCAGCGAUCCGACCAGGGGAUGUGAGAGAAGCGUUCCCCGUGUACGACGGCAACCUAAGCGAAUUCGAAAUCGCCAGGCUCACGCCCCCAAGUCCCGAGGAGUUGUACGACCUCAUGCUGCUACAAGACAAGCUCAGGCCGACCGGCUUUUGCCUUGCGGUUCUCAUUCGCAAUUCGCCUUCGAGGGCGACGGCAUUGCGAUAUUUGGGCGACAGUCCAUACAAGCCCUGCAUCCAAGCGCUCCGCGUACCUGCUUCACGGGCGGACGCCGAGAGCUUGAAAGCGCUGUCCGAACUCCCGCUCAACAUAUUCAACGCCUGGAUUGCCAUGCUCUGCCGCCUCCAUACCCGAGCGCCGCAGGAGAAGAGCGCCAGGCCCGACUCCCAACCAAAUGCCGAAGGUGCGCACGGCGGUUCGAUCCCGGAGGCCAUCACGCUCGCAACGGCGUUCCAGGCGCACAACGCCAAGGCGGCGCACCAUGACCGGCAGCCCUGGCACACCAUCAUGCAGGCGCUGGCGGGGCGCAAGAUCCUCUACAGCCAACGGGGCGCCGAGUUCAACGUUCUCGAGACGUUGAUGACAUUCCUACGCAUCUACGAGCGGACUACGGCAUCCAAGGGCAUCGACCCGGUCGCCUUUGAGGCGCUCUGCCUCAUGAUUCGCAAGGCGCUGAAAUUGAUGACUUUCGAGAAAGUUGAGGGCGGCAAAAUGGUCCCGCGUCCGUACAUGGCCGACACCGCCGUGAUGGAGAAGCUGCUCUGGAGGGCGCACCGCCAUGCGGUGAAGACGUUUGAGAUGCUGACAUCGCCCGUUCCCGACGAGCGGCUAGAGGGAGCCGAUGCACCUUCUGGACAUGCCGUCGGAACGAUCAAUGAGGAGGAGGAGGAGGAUGAUGAUGAUGAUGAAAUGGAAGAGGCUGACGAUUGGGCGACGCCGGGGAUGCUCCGCUUCAACGUGGUCGGACGCCCCUUGCACAAAUACAUGCUAGCGCUGGCGUGUUGCGGCGACCACAAAGGGAUGGUGCGGCUGAUGGACUGGCUGCUGGACGGGUGGGACCAGGAAUACAUCCGCGAGGAGGCCAAGACGUCGCACAACCUCGACUACCACUACACGAUACGGACGAUCGCCUACUUUGCCGAGAUGGGCAGGGAGCUGGUCGAGCCGGCCGAGCUGGACCGGCUGAGGCAGCGGCUGGAGGACAUGCGCUGGGAAAAGGGGUGCACCUGGUUCUGGCCUCAAGAGGGCUGGCAAGGGCCAACGGAGGAGCAGGCUCUUCCCGAGCUGGAGACGGACUUGACCCUCGCCGAUCAGGGGUCGGUCUCGUCUGGUUCCGCUGCGUACGAAGUUUGCCGCAGCAAGCACAUUCGUGUCGACUUGCCGCCGUCCACGCUUGUCCACCCAAAGUCUCAGUAUCAAGGCUACGUACCGCCAUUACCACCCACCCCGGAAAGUGAUGCAGUCCUCUCGUUGCUCGAACUCGCCGGGUCUCGAAAGAAGAAAGGGUUUGCCGAGAUUGAGCUCGAAUCUUUUAGUUUCUACAUCAACUCGGCCGUAUACCCUUACGAGAUGCGACCGCUCCAGCACAUGGCGACGAGAAUUGGGCACGACCAGUUCUACUUUGAUGGUGUGCUUCGCGUCGGUGGCACCAGACACUACGUGCAAAACGUCGAGGUCUCGGAGCUGCCCAUUGGGAACUAUGGCACCGAGCAUGCCACCGUUCGAGGGCAGAUCUGGGCUCGGUCGAGGCUGAAUUCGAAGGCGGAUGUGUACUACCUCCUGACCCAGCCGAGCAAGGAAUAUGACCGAUUCUACGCACCGUUUCUGUGGGUGGCUGACUUGGCCAAGCAUGUUGUGGACUUCUCGGCCGCCAUGAUAGACCGAGGCCGCCCCGUUCAGAUCAACUCUUUCAAGGCGCACUUCAUGCGCUGGUUGCGCCGGACACAUGGCAACUCGCCAGAAUUCCGGCGUUGGCGGGCACAGCAUCCGAGCGGUGACUAUCGCACAUCGCGAAUCAGAGUCGGUGACACCAUCUCAACGCCUCGCGAUGGAGAGACGACAGAUACCAAAUGGCGCAAUAUGGCGUCCAAGGGGGCUGCGAAGGACGACAGAUGGUUUGGCCUUGUUCAAAGAGUCCACGUUGCGAAUGACGGGUCCCGCAGCUUUGAUGUUACCUGGUUUUAUCGGCCGGUCGAGACGCCGUGCUGUAUGAUGAAAUAUCCCUGGCCGAACGAGCUAUUUCUGUCCGACCACUGCACCUGUCAGGAAGGCCACCGCUCCCGAGUCAAGGAGCACGAGGUUCUGGGUGUGCAUAAUAUUGACUGGUUCGGCAGCCCGGAAAAGGGCGGCGGAGGAGAAUUCUUUGUGCGCCAAACUUAUCUCGUCGAGGACCGCCGCUGGGUGACUUUGCAGAAAGCUCAUAUGGUAUGCUCGCACGGCCGCGAGAAGCUCGGUUGCAAGACGGGCGAUACUGUCCUCGCCGUACUCUCCAAGUCACCGGAAGCCAACGCUGAGCCGUACGAGGUGGUUAAAGUCUUUAGGCAAGGCGAUCAUCAGUUCGUGCGGCUGCGGAGGCUCCUCCGUCGUUGCCAAGUCGACCCGCAAGCCGACACCGCCCCAAACGAACUGGUCUACACCGAUCAACUUGUGGUGGCCAAGCCGGACAAGGUAAUUGGGAAAUGCGCCAUCCGCUUCUUCAGGCCGACGGAGCAAGUACCGACCCCCUAUGACAGGGGCGGCACCGGUAAUCUCUUCUACAUCACCCACCGUCUUGUCUCCGGGGAUGACGGAGGUGAAAAAUGUGUGCCCUUUGACGGCGACUUCCCGACUUCUCUCCGGCAGGGCUUCGACCCUGCCCAACCAGUCCCUCGCAGGCUCAGAGGCAUGGAUCUCUUUUGCGGCAGCGGCAAUUUUGGGCGAGGACUCGAGGAGGGUGGAGCGGUCGAGAUGUUAUGGGCGAACGACAUCUGGGACCGGGCAAUCCACACCUAUAUGGCGAAUAGCCCCGAGCCAAAGUCAAUCAAGCCCUUUCUAGGUUCAGUUGACGACCUGCUCCGGCGUGCGCUACAAGGAAAAUACGCGGAAAAUGUCCCACGGCCAGGCGAGGUCGAGUUUAUCUCGGCCGGCAGCCCCUGUCCCGGCUUCUCUUUACUCACGCCGGACAAAACGACGCUCGCACAGGUCAAGAAUCAGUCCCUGGUAGCAUCCUUUGCGUCCUUUGUCGACUUUUACAGGCCGAAGUAUGGGAUUUUGGAGAACGUAGUGACCAUCGUCCAAGCCCGACACAACCGGUCCCAGGACGUCCUCUCGCAGCUCUUCUGCGCCAUAGUCGGCAUGGGUUACCAAGCCCAGCUCGUACUCGGCGACGCUUGGUCUCACGGGGCGCCGCAAGGCCGCAGCCGCGUCUUCCUCUACUUUGCGGCGCCCGGCCUACACCUCCCAGACGCGCCCCUCCUAUCCCACUCCCACUACGCUGGCGUCAACUCCCGCGGCCUCGGCGAGAUGUGCAACGGCGAGCCCUUUGUCAGCCGGUCCUUCCAGCCGACGCCUUUCAAAUACGUCAGCGCAGCCGAAGGCACGUCCGACCUGCCCCUCAUUGGCGACGGGAAGGCCGAGCCCGCCGUUGCUUUCCCAGACCAUCGGGUCUGCGCCGGCCUGACUCCCAAGCUGCGCCACCAGAUCGCCGCCAUUCCGACCCACCCGUACGGUAUGUCCUUUGCCAGGGCGUGGCACGGGGGCGACGGCGUCAUGACGCUGGCCGACAGGGCCCUCUUCCCGGCCGACGGCGCUCGCGUCAGCCCAAUCUCGCAGGGAUGGCGCCGCGUCAGGCCGGGGGACGUCUUCCAGACGGUGACCACGCGCAGCCAGCCGACGGACGCGAGGGCUGGCACGGGCCUGCACUGGAUCGAUAAUCGGCCGCUGACGGUCCAGGAGAUCAGGAGGGCGCAGGGAUUCCCGGAUCAAGAGGUACUGCUGGGCACAUUGGCAGACCAGUGGAAGUUGGUGGGCAAUAGUGUUGCCCGGCAGAUGGCGCUGGCGCUGGGGCUGCGAUUCCGCGAGGCAUGGGCUCGCAGCUCUGCCACACUGGAGGGGAGAGAAGGGAGCUCAAAGGCGAGCGCCAGUGUGGGCGUCAGCCUUGAGGGGACGCCGGUUGUGGAUGCGGGAAUGGUGAAGCGGACCGGACGCCGUCCGAGCACGCCCCGGGAGAUUGUCGACCUCACUGCAGCGGUCGAGGAUGAGCCGAGAGCAGUAGAAACGGAUAACGAGCAGACACAGUGCGACUUUCGCGAGAUUAUCGACCUCACCUUGGCGCCAGAUACGACUGAACGAGCUAGCCGUCGUCGCGGGGGCUCGCAAGAGCUAUCAGCCAAUAUCAACACGAUCAGGAAACGGCGUCUGUCCCAGCGUCAGCAGGCAGCACCAGAGGCACGAUCUUCAAAAGUUGGACGAUUAGAAAGCAGGGAGUCGACGCCGGCUCCACCACGACUCACGGCACCCGAGCCCAGGCCUAUGCCGGGUGGUGGUAAUGAUGUCCGGGCACGGCUGGCAGAUCCCCGACCCGUGGUUCCGCCGAGCCCGGCCGUAGAAGGGGAAAAACCAGCAAGGGCAGGCCCGACAAUUGUUCGACUGUGGUCACCGGAAGAGCUAGGAAGCAAUGAACCAGGGCCAAACGGCGACGACCUCCAUCAGUUUACUGAUUAUUAG
Thermothelomyces thermophilus ATCC 42464 is the source of this 6441-nucleotide messenger RNA. RefSeq lists its product as uncharacterized. Gene Ontology annotation, molecular function: chromatin binding; methyltransferase activity. NCBI's taxonomy places the organism in Eukaryota, Fungi, Ascomycota, Sordariomycetes, Sordariales, Chaetomiaceae. Gene Ontology annotation, cellular component: nucleus. The record is from RefSeq and is a predicted model, not a curated record. Bases 1 to 6441 code for a protein of 2146 amino acids. The transcript has 4 exons.